AUCACUCAACCAUCAUCCUAUACAACCCUAGAUAUUUUCGCGCAUCUUUUUCGCCAUGUCAAAGAGUGGGAUUUCCAACUUUGACACACCUAAAAAGGCUCGCAUUAAGGGUGCAGCUGAGUUCAUGGAUGCAAAAGGUAUACCAUACUUACAUACUGAUCUCUUCGCUUUCAACCACGUCUCUAAGCAACAAGGAUGGGCUAUAUUGAAGGAGAAGGGAGUAGAGCACGAUCGGACGCAUCAUAAUGAUCCUACAACCGAAGAAAAGCGCGGAAGAAAGCCAAAGUUGAGCCAGAAAGACCUGGAACGUUGCGACAGAUUCCUUCAAGAUGUCGGAUGGGAUGGAAGAGUCCUGACGUGGCCACAACUUGCAGAGGAGCUUCAGCUCGACGUUUCUGGCAACACUCUUCGCUCCGUGCUCGGUUCUAUGGACUAUCACAAGUGUAUUGCAUGUACAAAAGGCUGGGUUUCAAGGAAGCUUGCGAAGAAGAGAGUUGAACAUUCUGAAACGAUGCUUGCACUCAAACCUACCGCAGAAGACUGGCGAGACGUACGCUUUUCAGAUGAAGUACACUGCCGUGUAGGUCCUCAAGGCAAGCUUCGGAUUAUCCGGAAGCCUGGGGAGCGUUACUGUAGUGACUGUAUUCAAGAGCAGCUGAAUCGAGAUGAUGAACGAACGUGGGAAACCUCGCACAUCUGGGGCGCUGUUGGCUACAACUUCAAGUCAAACCUCACGUUUUACUCAAAUCCAACCAACCGAAACGGCAAGCUCUCUCUUCAUGUGUAUCGGGAUCAAAUCCUGGAGCCUGUGGUGAAGAAAUGGGUCCAAAAUGAUCCCCCCUUUAUCCUAGAAGAAGACAACGAUUCCGGGCAUGGAGGUGGAAGCUCUUCCAACAUUGUAGCCACCUGGAAACGCCAGAAUAACCUCGAUUUCUUCUUCAAUUGUUCGAAUUCUCCUGAUCUUUCACCCAUAGAGAACUGCUGGCAAGUGAUGAAACAACAUCUCAAGAAGUUUCCGCACUGGGAUGAGUUCGAAACGAGAGAACUGGCCUCCGAGGGAUGGCAGAAAGUAUCACAAAGCUUCAUCAAUGAGCGCAUUAAUCAGAUGCCAGAAAGACUGCAAGCUUGCAUUGAUAUGGAGGGUAGAAUGACUGGUUACUGAAGAAAAACGGGAUGAAAACACACCCUGAACGCUCUGUUGAGCUACAACCCCAAGAAAAAGUCUGUAUACAGCUUUCAUAUACAAUUGCAAAGCUUCAAGC
Pyrenophora tritici-repentis Pt-1C-BFP is the source of this 1262-nucleotide messenger RNA. Lineage: Eukaryota; Fungi; Ascomycota; Dothideomycetes; Pleosporales; Pleosporaceae. The record is from RefSeq and is a predicted model, not a curated record.